UGGCCAUCUCUAUUUAUGAUAAAAAUUAAGUAAAAUUGAAAUUACAGAAAAAAUGACUGAAGAAGCCAACAUUCCCGGACAAAUAGCUGAUGGCAAGAACAAAACCAAUGUGCGCUGCCAGUACUGCAACAGUUUAAUGUUGAAGGCGAGCGAGGGGAGCUACAGCGAGCAGGAGAUAGAUGUGCCGCUGAUGGUGCAAAAGCAGGACAGAACGGCGGAGAACCUAAACACGGAGCCCUUGAAGCACUUCUGGCUGGUGAAGGACAUGCUGUCGUUCGAGAACAUCGGCUUCUCCCACACCGUGGACGGCAAGAAGUUUCUGGUGUGCGCCGACUGUGAACGCGGACCCGUGGGCUACCACGAGCUGAGCACCAAGCAUUGUUACCUGGCCCUCAGGCGGGUGGUGCACACGGACUAAGUGGAAUUGACACUGGUUGAGAUCUCAAGGCUUCAUCUAUCAUUGAGCGCACAUUGAUUUUCAUUUUUAACCCAGUAAACGUGUGUAUUAUCGAUACGAGUGCGUGGUUUUAGGAAGUGCCGCAAAAGAGCUCUUAAAUAUAUGUUUUACUCUAAGCAAUCCCCUGGCCUGGGCAAUACUGAAGAACAUUACGUUUUUUGUAUUAAUAUUUAUUGUUUUUCACUUUAAACAUUUUACAAUUUUAUCGCAUUAUAAAUAUUGCAUUUUUAGAGGAGAUUUCAUUCUUAACUAAAAAAUUGUCACUAUAAACUGUGUAUUUUGCUAUUUUUUUGAACUAAAAAUCAUGUAUUUGUUGCUUUGGUUUCUGUAACAAGUUUAACAUACAUUUAUGAAUUUU
Messenger RNA from Drosophila guanche, 815 nucleotides. RefSeq names its product guanine nucleotide exchange factor MSS4 homolog (gene strat). Gene Ontology annotation, molecular function: guanyl-nucleotide exchange factor activity; zinc ion binding. Gene Ontology annotation, cellular component: cytosol; membrane. Lineage: Eukaryota; Metazoa; Arthropoda; Insecta; Diptera; Drosophilidae. Gene Ontology annotation, biological process: small GTPase-mediated signal transduction; post-Golgi vesicle-mediated transport. The transcript is spliced from 2 exons. Bases 53 to 418 code for a protein of 121 amino acids. The record is from RefSeq and is a predicted model, not a curated record.